AUAAGCUCUAGAACAUGAGUUCAGAGACUCUAAUUUCUUGAGAACUCGCGACUCCUAAUUUGUUUCUUCUCCUAAAACCUAAAUCAGUUUCCUCUUCCUCUCUCUUCUAGAAACAGAAACACGAACCUGCUGCCUCGCUCUGCGCCUCGCCUCGCCGCCUUUGCCGUCAAAAAAAGAUGUUAGUGCUGAUUUUCAAUUUAGAAAUUAUAAUUGUGGCAAUGAACAACAAUAAGCGAAAGAGGCACAGCAGAAAUGAUGUAUCGAAGAAGAACCAGAAACCACCAAGUAACAAGGAGCAAGAGAUUCCAUCAGCUUCUACUGCGAAGCGUGCAAAGUCCAAUGAACCCUCAAAAUCUUCCAACUUUUUUGAAAAGAUGCGAGCAAGGUUGUCUGGUGGACACUUUAGGAUGAUUAACGAAAAGCUCUACACUUGCACUGGGAAGGAGGCGCUCAAUUAUUUCCGUGAAGAUUCGUCGCUAUUCAACUUGUAUCAUGCAGGAUACAGAACACAAAUGUCAAAUUGGCCAGAACAGCCGGUUAAUGUAAUUAUUAAGUGGCUGAAAAAACAGAGCCCUUCUUUUGUUGUUGCCGAUUUUGGUUGUGGGGAAGCGUUUAUUGCCAAAAGCGUGAAGAAUACUGUCUUCUCUCUCGACCUUGUCUCCAAUGAUCCCGAUGUUAUUGCUUGUGACAUGGCAAAUACUCCGUUAGGUUCCUCAUCUGCUGAUGUCACUGUGUUCUGUCUUUCAUUGAUGGGAACCAACUAUCAAACUUACCUUGAAGAAGCAUACAGGGUUCUUAAGCCAGGUGGCUGGCUGUUGAUAGCAGAAGUAAAGAGCAGGUUUGAUCCAAAUACUGGAGGAGCAGACCCAGAGAAGUUUUCAAAGGCUAUUUCUGAGCUAGGAUUCAACUCUGUGAAAAGGGACUUCUCAAAUAAAAUGUUUAUUUUGUUUUACUUCACCAAAAAGGAAAAGAAAAAUGCUAAAAAGAAGGAAAUUGAAUGGCCAUCACUUAAACCUUGUUUGUACAAGCGUCGUUGAGGCUAUGAUAAAUUAUUUGUUAAUACACAUUUAUUAUCUGGAGAAAAGUCAAAACAUAUUUGUUAGCAUGAUAGUCAAUUACAAAUUCUUGUGUUAUUUCGUUCUUUACAUUCAAGGUUCAUCAUCCCCAAUUUUUAUUAAAUUCAUUUCUAAUGGGCAUAGGAUUUUUGGUUGUUUAUAUGAAGAAUUUUGAAGCAAAAACUCGUAGAGUUGGUUGCACCUCUGUAUGAGAUUUUUUGAAGAGGAAUCCAUGUCAUUAAUUAAGAUGAAUUUUGUAUUAUUGAAUUUUGAUUUGUAAAAUUCUUACUUCUUUUUAA
Molecule: messenger RNA, 1354 nt
Organism: Cicer arietinum (chickpea)
Lineage: Eukaryota; Viridiplantae; Streptophyta; Magnoliopsida; Fabales; Fabaceae
Product: ribosomal RNA-processing protein 8-like
Cellular component (GO): nucleolus
Molecular function (GO): methyltransferase activity
Source: RefSeq, a predicted model, not a curated record